Betta splendens (Siamese fighting fish) is the source of this 4938-nucleotide messenger RNA. RefSeq names its product transcription factor COE1-A-like. The record is from RefSeq and is a predicted model, not a curated record. Gene Ontology annotation, molecular function: RNA polymerase II cis-regulatory region sequence-specific DNA binding; DNA-binding transcription factor activity, RNA polymerase II-specific. Gene Ontology annotation, biological process: regulation of transcription by RNA polymerase II. The coding region runs from base 541 to 2421 and encodes 626 amino acids. NCBI's taxonomy places the organism in Eukaryota, Metazoa, Chordata, Actinopteri, Anabantiformes, Osphronemidae. The transcript has 16 exons.
AGAGAGAGAGAGAGAGAGAGAGAGAGUCCUUUGGGAAGAGUCACUGCGCGUUUCCCUCAGAGAGCGCGUGGAAGGAGCUCCGCAAUCAUCCGCAGGAAGCAGCGCGGCUCUGGACCUCAACAAACGUCCCGGACUACUUGAGUGAGGAAAAGAGAAAGCAAAACAGCGAAAACAGGAAGAAAGAAGUGUCAGACAAUGAUGACAUCUGAUCUGGGCGCGAGCUGAUCCCCGUUCUGUCCGUCAGCAUCAGCUGUGGAGCUCCGAGCGCACCGGGAGUGACUUUUAGCCCCUUUUCGCGCUGGUCGGACCUCGUCCCGUCGCAGUUCUGGUGAUUAACGUUUUUGCUUCAGGCCGUUUGACAUUUUGGAUUCUAUCACCGCGUCCGGUCCCGCCUCGGUUUCAGCGCAGGACCGGACUCAGAGAAACAAGGAGUCGCUUCACUUGUUUUGUUGCGAAGCGCACGCGGCGGCGAAGUGAGGGAUCCGCGGGGGAGCAAGUGCACAGCGAAGCGGGGAGACGCCGAGAAGCGGAGGCUCGUUCAUGUUUGGGAUCCAGGAGAGCAUCCAGAGAAGCGGCAGCAGCCUGAAGGAGGAGCCGCUGGGAGGCAUGAACGCUGUCCGGAGCUGGAUGCAGGGGGGCGGCGUGCUGGACGCCAACACGGCCGCCCAAAGUGGAGUGGGACUGGCGCGGGCUCACUUUGAGAAACAGCCGCCCUCCAACCUGCGGAAGUCCAACUUCUUCCACUUCGUCCUGGCUCUGUACGACCGUCAGGGUCAGCCGGUGGAGAUCGAGAGAACCAACUUCGUGGACUUCAUCGAGAAAGAGAAGGAAACGAGCGGAGAGAAGACCAAUAACGGGAUUCAUUACCGGCUGCAGCUCCUUUACAGUAACGGCAUCCGGACCGAGCAGGACUUUUAUGUUCGUCUCAUAGACUCCAUGACGAAACAGCCAAUUGUUUAUGAAGGCCAAGACAAGAACCCAGAGAUGUGUCGAGUGCUGCUGACACACGAGAUCAUGUGCAGUCGCUGCUGUGACAAGAAGAGCUGCGGAAACCGUAAUGAGACACCCUCAGACCCUGUUAUCAUCGACAGAUUCUUCCUCAAGUUUUUCCUCAAGUGUAACCAGAACUGUCUGAAAAACGCCGGGAACCCGCGGGACAUGAGGAGAUUCCAGGUGGUGGUAUCGACUACAGUGAGCGUGGAGGGACACGUCCUGUCCGUCUCCGACAACAUGUUCGUCCACAAUAACUCCAAACAUGGCCGCCGGGCCCGCAGGCUGGACCCAGUGGAGGGAACACCGUCUUACCUAGAACACGGUGCGGCCCCUUGCAUUAAGGCCAUCAGCCCCAGCGAGGGCUGGACUACAGGGGGUGCUACAGUGAUCAUCAUAGGCGACAACUUCUUCGACGGCCUCCAGGUCAUCUUCGGUACCAUGCUGGUUUGGAGCGAGCUGAUCACACCACACGCCAUCCGAGUGCAGACGCCUCCCAGGCACAUCCCAGGGGUCGUUGAGGUCACUCUGUCCUACAAGUCAAAGCAGUUCUGCAAAGGCACGCCAGGACGCUUCAUCUACACAGCGCUGAAUGAACCCACCAUCGACUACGGCUUCCAGAGGCUUCAGAAGGUCAUCCCUCGGCAUCCUGGGGACCCAGAGCGGCUGCCGAAGGAGGUGAUCCUGAAGCGAGCGGCCGACCUGGUUGAAGCGCUCUACGGUUUACCCCACAACAACCAGGAGAUCAUCCUGAAGCGCGCGGCCGACAUCGCGGAGGCCCUGUACAGCGUCCCGCGGGGCCACGGCCAGCUGUCCGGCUCCGGCCACGGCGGCAUGAUGGGCGUCAACUCCUUCACCGGCCAGCUGUCCGUCAACGUGUCGGAACCGGCGCAGGCCAAUCAGGGUGCGUCACAGGCCAAAGCGGAGCGCGCCGGGUCGCGUCGCUCACCCGCUCACCGCCGUGCGGCCUCUCGCCCCGCAGGUUUCGUGCGCAGCAGCAGCAGCGUGUCCCCUCACGGCUACGUCCCCAGCUCCACGCCUCAGCAGACCAGCUACACCUCCGUCACCAGCACCAUGAACGGCUACGCCAACAACGCAGGCAUGACCAACCUGGGAGGCUCGCCCACCUUCCUCAACGGCUCCGCGGCCAACUCGCCUUACGCCAUCGUCCCCUCCAGCCCCACCAUGGCCUCCUCCACCUCCCUCCCGUCCAACUGCUCCUCCUCCUCUGGCGUCUUCUCCUUCUCUCCGGCCAACAUGGUGUCGGCGGCCGUCAAGCAGAAGUCGGCCUUCGCUCCGGUGGUCAGGCCCUCCUCCUCCCCGCCGCCGUCCUGCACCAGCGCCAAUGGCAACGGGCUCCAAGAUCAAACAUUUGUGGACUCUAGCAAGUACUCAACAGCCAGCUCUCUACAAGGCCUGGCCUUCACCUGAACGAUCCCUGGAAUGAUUGUCCCGCCCAUGUAAAGGUGUGGGUGCACGGCUGCGUGCGUGCGUGUGUGCGUGUGCUGUGUGUGUGCGACUGCGUGCGAGGGGGAGCGAGCGCCGGCGCCGGUCCUGGCGGAGGACCUCGGCGGCGGGUCAAACGCCGGUCAGGGAUGGAGGCUGCUGUCCCCGUUUGAAGGAACAAACCCAACUCAGGCCCUUUCUAACAAAAACAACUGAGAACAACAAAAAAGACUGUUUGCAAUUAAACCAACAAGUUGUUGAGACUCUGUACACCUUGAUGCUUUUAUAGGAGAACGGCCACACCUACAUUACAAAAUCUCCACGGACACAGGAGGUGUAUUUAUUUUUUUGGAGGUUUCACUUCCUCGAGUGACUGUUGAUUUGUUUUCACUUUUUGUGCAACAAUUAAUGUGUGAUAAUCAUCUACUAAGUGUAUCCUGCACACAGGAUGGUGUGUUUAUGUCACUAAUGAAGGAAUAUAUCGCAAUGUGAAGAAUACCUGGAGGUGAUGAUGAUGAUGGUGAGGAUGAUGAUGAGGCGUCAGGAUUCCAAUGCAGCCGACACACACGGACGCACUCUUUCACUUCUUAUUGCCAACACACACGCGCACACACAGACGCAGCACCAAGUUUGAUACUGUGUUUUAUCCUUUCGGGGCAUCGCCGUGUUUACUUUGAGCUGGUUUUAUGUACAUUUACUCUGCUGCUUUCAUGCGCUACCGUUUCCCUCAGCCAUCAGAACGUAGAGGAGCCACUUAAUCAAACCAUGAAACCAUGAAGCCGUUCAUUCCCAAAAGUUAGACUUGUUGCAGCAUUGAUUUAGGUUUGAGGCAGAUUGUACGAUACAUUAUUGUAAAAAGGCCAUAGCUGAAUGAAGAUUGUAAUUAUUGGACGCCAACAGCAGCUUCACAGCUGAGUCCAGUCCUCAGCACUCAACAACCUGAGCUGUUUUAAAGCCUCUUUAAGAGGAAGAUCAUGUCUUAAAGACCAUGAAGCCAUUUCCCUUUGAUUUAUUUGGGUGGGAUUUGUCUGGUUUGCUGUGAUUUGUUUUUAUCUUUACAGUCAGUCUUGGUUUUGAUUUUGUUUAAUGCAAGAUGACUUGUUUUGGCCAAAAAACAGCCGACGAUGUGUUUUAAACAAAGUCAUUAAAUCUGAGUCUUAAAAUCUUAUCUAUGAACAAAAAUUGUGCAAAUGUGUCACUGAGCUUCACUUUUUUUUAAAUGUUACACAUGGAUUGAUUUUUAAAAAUUUUAUUCCAAUGUUGCACUUGUUCUCAUAAUUUCAUAGCAGAAGUGACUUUCAUUUGCAGUGCAGGAUGAGGAGCCAGCUAAAUGUCUUAAAUGUAAAAAAUGUUGGUUUGAAAGUCUUAAUUUUGGAUUGAAUUUCUUUGCCAAAACCCUUGUUUGAGACAUGAAUGCAUCAGAAACAGAAAUGCUGUAUCUUUCAUUGUCAGACACUGUUACAGCAUUUGCCACAAAGAGAAACUGUCCACAUCGCUAUCAUAUGCAGUAAAUGCUUCCUGUUUUCUAAACAGGAAUAUUUCUAUUGUAUUGUCCACUUGUUCUGACUUCCUGGAUGUUUGAUUGUUAACACAAGCCAAACCGAGUAUCAGUCAGUGAAGCAAUUGGCAUAAAACAUAAUAACAGUACAAACUAAGACAGAGAUUGUAUAUUCCCAUGUUUUCAUUUGCUUUGUCUCCUGUGUCUAGGAAUUUGAAUGUUACCUGACUUUCUGUUAAUUAAAGCCAUACGUCCACUGCUUAAUUCAAUCAGUCUGAGAAAAAGCCAUGGUGUCAUUUUUGUCACAGGUCAACGAAGGCCGAGGUUGUCUCUCAUUUUGCCAUGUUGUUUGUAUCACUAUUGUUGAAGCUAGCAUAAUAUGUUGCAUUAUUUAGGCGUAGCGGUUAUUAACGUGUCUGUGUGAUUAUCUGUGCGUCUUCCAUGCGGUGGAUUAUGGAUUAACGGCGGCUGAAUGAAACAGAAUGCUUUCUCCUGCUUCCGUCAGGUUCUCUGUCCUCGCUCUCCCUCCACUUUGUCCUUAUUGUACUAUUAAUACUCUCCAUGGCUGCCCUCGAUUGCUCUCACCGAAUCGAGCCACCUAUUUAUUUGGUUUCAAACCUGGGUCUGGAGUCCACAUUCUGUUCUCCUCUACAGGUUGGUGCCUGAACGUGUGCGUGUGUCUGAGUGUCGGCCUCAUCCUUUAUCCCACGAUAUGAAAAUGUGAUGCUUCGAAGCCGACGGAUGUUUUUAUAGUUCAUAUAUAAAUACCUGUACAGGAAGGAGUAAACGGAGGGUUUGGUUUUAGCACUUGUCCAACAAACGUUUCUCACGGCUCGUCUGCAUCAUUCACACAUUAGCAGCGGUGUCAGUGUGGAGGGAAGAGUACAGAAACUACUGUAAAGAUGAUAAUGUGGAUGUUUUUUUAUUAUUUUGAACUUUGAAGUGUAAAAAAAACUUUUUGACUCUCACUAUAUUUAAUUAAAGUUCUUUCUUCCCUGUGGAAA